AUGGCUAAAUUAGAAGCGAGUACAUCGAGACUAAUUCAAGAAAUUAGUUUGAAAUCACCCGAGUUGGAUCCAUGCACGCGAUCAAACUAUUCUCAAUUCCAAAUCAACACUACCGAAUUGAGAUUAUCGGUGGACUUUAAAACCAAGACCAUACGUGGUGUCGUCACUUAUAACCUAUCAUCGCAUAAGGAGGCAGAGGAAGUCGUUUUAGAUUGCAAAGAUAUCAGUGUUCAUCGUGUUGAAGUUGACUCGUCACUAGUUGAAUUCAAAAUAUCUGAUGCCGUCCCGAUUUAUGGAUCAGCGUUGCACAUCCCGUUGAACCGUGACGAUCUGACCGGGGAGAAGGAAAAAGCAAUGGUGGUGCUGAUUGAGUUUGAAACCACCGACAAGUGUACCGCGAUCCAAUUCAUCCAAGGAGACACGGGCCCCUAUGUAUUUUCGCAAUGCCAAGCUAUCCACGCCAGGACAUUAUUUCCCUGUUUCGAUACACCAGCAGUGAAAUCGCCGUAUAAGUUCGUGGCAAAGUCGCCAUACAAGGUCACCAUGUCCGGCCGCCCCGUGGAAUCAUCGCCCACAAAAAGCGGAGCCAACACCUAUACUUUCGAUCAACCUAUCCCGAUUCCAUCGUAUUUAGUCUCCAUCACAUCGGGAAAUCUACUCAAGGCGCCAAUUGGACCACGGUCCGAUGUAUAUAGCGAAGAGCCGCUUCUCGCGCAAUGCCAAUGGGAAUUUGAAAAAGAUAUGGAGGGCUUUUUGCAGAUUGCCGAGUCGUUGGUGUUUGAAUACGAGUGGCAGAGAUUCGAUUCCUUGGUUCUACCUUCGAGUUUCCCCUAUGGCGGGAUGGAAAUCCCCAACAUGACUCAAUUGACCCCCACGUUGAUCUGCGGGGAUCGAAGCCAGGUCAAAGUCAUGGCUCACGAAUUGGCGCAUUCGUGGUCGGGCAAUUUGGUGACUAAUUGCAGUUGGGAGCAUUUCUGGUUGAAUGAAGGCUGGACUGUUUAUCUCGAGCGGAGGAUCUUGGGCGCGAUUGCCCGCAAGGAGGCGUUGGCUCAGGGUAACGCUAGUGAAGAAGAAGCAAGUAGGUAUGGGGAGCAAGUUAGACAUUUCAACAUGAUUGGCGGAUGGAAUGCCCUAGUUGAAACAUGCAACAACUUUGACCCUGUGUUUACGAAAUUGGUGGUGGAUUUGCACGGCAAGGAUCCAGACGAUGCCUUUUCGCGGAUCCCUUAUGAGAAAGGGUUCUUCUUUUUAUACUUUUUGGAGCAGAAAUUGGGUGGGUUGAAGGAAUUUGACCCGUUUGUCAAGUUUUAUUUUGGUAAAUUCAGGUACCAGUCAUUGAACUCGGCACAAUUUGUGCAAGCGUUGUAUGAGUUUUAUGAACCUUUGGGCAAGAAGAGUGUGUUGGAUAGUAUCGAUUGGAACAAGCGGUUGUUUGAAUCUGGUUUACCGGAAGAGCCCCAACUCGAUACAAGUUUGGCUGAUGAAGUUUUCGCUUAUGGAGAUAAAUGGGUGGACUAUGUUAAAUUAGGUGGUGGUGGUGGUGAAAAGGGAAACGUUGACAGUGUCCCAUUUAAAGAUUCGGACAUCGAGUCAUUCCAAGGAGAACAAGUGAUGCUACUCUUAGAAUACCUAUUUGGACAAUUUAAACCAGUGAGUGUAUCACCGCAGCUAAUCAAGACUUUGCCACAGAUAUACCCCAGUUUAGCCAAUAGUCAAAACGGCGAGAUCAAGUCGCGGUGGAACGAUAUCUUGAUCACUUAUGGCCAAUACACUCCAGAGGAUUCGGUGGUGCAGGAUUUCGCUGAUUGGAUUGGACGCACUGGCCGGAUGAAGUAUGCACGUCCCGGGUACAAACUACUUAAAAAUGGGAUUUCAAGAGAUUAUGCUGUAGAUGUAUUCAAACAACACGAGCUGUUUUAUCAUCCAAUCUGUAAAACAAUGAUUGAAAAAGAUUUGGACUUGGUUUAA
Lodderomyces beijingensis is the source of this 1968-nucleotide messenger RNA. Lineage: Eukaryota; Fungi; Ascomycota; Pichiomycetes; Serinales; Debaryomycetaceae. The record is from the annotation of a GenBank genome assembly.